CCAUAGUCACUCAAGAUUAUGCAAAGUGCGUUUUCAUGGCAUAUAUUAUUAGCCGCGCGCUCACAUAAUUUCUUUGUUUAUAGCAAAGCAAACCAGCUGUAUGGCGCGCAAGGAACAAAAUAAACCAAUUUCCUUCAUUAAUUAUUAGUUGCAAUAACUUAUUAUGACGUUAGGCGUGCAUAAUUUGUCCACAAGAACGACAGAUGUCCAAUAGCUUUUUAUUAGGCCGCAAAACCGCGUUGUUUUGGUUGAGAAGAGUUUGUGUUUCAAGGUUAUAUAAAAGGUAAGGUUCUUUUCAUGUUUUUAACCUCGUAUUGGAGAAAUUUCCCUUUAAAUACAAUGCACUUUUUGACUGUAGUCUUGGAACUAUCUUAGCCAAGUGUUCAUCGAUUCAAUACUUCGUAAUUUUAUAUUGUUUUGAGGGUUUAUCGCUUGAUAAAUGUAUCUUUCAAUUACAAGGUUAUCGAUGUAUUUCAGCUCUUUUCUACUGAGUUCGUAGGCUCACAUGGGACUGAUGAAUUCGGGACUUUACUCAAAUUUGAACAAUUUUGCCUUGCAUUCAAACAUAACGAAUGAAACUGGACCAUUUGAUCACCGCUAGCCAUACUAAUCCCUGUGUGAACAAACCUCAUUGGGGUCUCCCGUGAGUUUACAUAAGGUUUCGAAUUCAUCCAAUCUCAUGACGCGAUCGUAUACUCUAAGAAAACUCACAAAGCGCAACUUAAAUAAAGGUAUUUUAACUUUAUUACUAACUUUUUUUCUUGUCGUUUUGUAGGGCAACACGUCUGUUGUGUAUAGAAGUUGUCUGUUGUGUUUUGUUUGUCAAGAUAUUUGUACAUACAAGCAAAUAUUAUGUUAGAAUUUUGUAAGAAGAUUAUGCAGAGAGAUGUUUUUAAAAAUAUAACAAUAGUAUUGGCAGUCUAUGGAAUACAAGUCGUUUUAUUUAAAGAUUUGUUCAGGUGAGGAAUAGGGAUGGCCCAUACCGGACCUCUAGGAAGAACAGUUUAGAACUGAUAGAGCUAUCCAGUAUAAAUAAAGUUAGUUUAGUUUAGGUUUCCUCCUGUAGUAACACUGGAUCAAUAAGAGAUGAUCCUUACUGGACCUCUAGGAAGAACAGUUUAGAAGUGAUAGAGCUAUCCAGUAUAAAUAAAGUUAGUUUAGUUUAGGUUUCCUCCUGUAGGAAUACUGGGUCAAUAAGAGAUGAUCCUUACUGGACCUCUAGGAAGAACAGUUUAGAACUGAUAGAGCUAUCCAGUAUAAAUAAAGUUAGUUUAGUUUAGGUUUCCUCCUGUAGGAACACUGGAUAAAUAAGAGAUGAUCCUUAUACUGGACCUCCAGGGAGAACAGUUUAGAACUGAUAAAAACUAUUUUAGCGGGGGAGUUCUACUAAGCCAAAAUUGAAAUAGCUUGUCUUAAAAUUUAUUUCGUUAUGUUUAGAUGUACAUGCAGAAAUCACAAAUCGUAUGGCUUGACCUUCCUGUUUUUCCCGGCGAUUAUUCUCCUUGUUUUAAGUAUGAUCGUUUGCCAGAGAUUUUGGAGAGUCGCCACAACAAUUUUCAAGCACAGCAACUACAAGACAAGAUGUAAUUACUUUUUGUCAUCGUUAGUCGAGUUUUUUCGGCCGCUUCUCGCGCCAGCUUCGUGGAUCAUCGUCGCCCUACUUCGUGGCGAAUGUUACGUCUGUAUUCGCAUAGGGCCUGGGAGUGAAUGCAUGUCUGAUGAACAAGAAGUAAGCAAUGCAAUUUCAUUCAUUUGUGUUUUUGUACUUUGCAAUUUCUAUAUUUAUAAUUUACUUCACUAAACUAAACUAAACUAAACUAAACUAACUUUAUUUCUACUGGAUAGCUCUAUCAGUUCUAAACUGUUCUUUCUUUUAUUUAUACUGGAUAGCUCUAUCAGUUCUAAACUGUUCUUUCUAGAAGUCCAGUAAGGAUCAUUUCUUAUUGAUCCAGUGUCACUACAGGAGGAAACCUAAACUAACUUUACUAUACUGGAUAUAUAGCUCUAUCACUUGUAAACUAUUCAUCUAUUCAUUUUAUAGGUAAAUUCAAUCGACUUCAACCACUACUAUUUCCAGUCUUUUAUAUUGGGCUCAGCCUGUCUUGUUUCCAUGGUGAUAUUCGCCACUGGUAUCUUCUGUAUUCAACGAUGUUGUACGGACAGCUACGAUCGUCUUCCGACAUACGACGAUUUGAUUCGCGCCAAGAAAAAUGCAAUUGUGGAAGUAUUUAAGAAUAGAACCAAGGAAAUGGCGAAUGAUUACGCGGAAAAGGUCGUAGAGAACUCGUUUUGUGAUCAGAAGGAGUCGGAAAUUGACGUAGACGAACGAUUCAUCCAAGCGCGGGAAAAAGUGCAGGCGAUCUGUGGACAAAAACUGGCCAGCGGUUAUAUGAUUGAUAUUCCGUUUACUUCAAUGGAAAUGACUUCAAAUUCAACCAUGUGAAUGUAGAAAUGCCACGAAUGUGUUACAAAACCUGUUCAUAACAUGCUUGACAACAAGUCAUAACAAUGCUGUUGUUUUGUGAAGUUGUUAUACAAAGUUGUCACUGACAACUUUUAACAAGUUGGUAUUUAGAUGCAGGACGGUAAAAACCUGUAAUGAGUCGGUUGGGUAACUAAAUCAUAGUCUGUCAAGGUCUGGAAUCCCGGCAAACCUCAAUGCGACAAAAUAGAAGAGCUUUGUUUGAUGUUGAACUGUACCUAACCGUGCACAAACCCUUUGUCUCAACUUCAUUCAUUAAAUAUUAUUCAUCGUGGUUGCACGUUUCAUCUCAGCUAUCCCUAUUGGACGGUUACUUAACAAUCACCGUGAUUGUGAACAAAUUAACAGAAACUGAGACAAACACAUAAUACAAUGCCAAUUCUGUUUAGUAGGGAUGGGCGAUACCAGCUUUUUCAUUCGAUACGAUAUUUGCUCGAUAUUUGCCGGGUUUUUUCGAUAUCGAUAUUUUCCCAACUUGAAAUCAUUAACAACGGCCACAACGCUAACAAUAUAAACAUUGAAUAAUAUAUGUCAGUGAUUGCAACCAACAUAACCAGAAACUCCCAUCCUUCCCGUGGACCAUUAUAGCACCAUACAAAAUGAACUAUUUACGCCUAUUUAGGCUUUUUGGUAUCAUUUUCAUGAUGAUGCCGCUGACCAAAAUGAAAAAUAUCGCGGGCGCAGAAAUAUCGAAACAUCGAUAUUUCCAAUUCUUGCCAGUAUCGAUACUUUUCUUCAAAACCCUGGUAUCGAUAGUAUCGAGUAUUUGGUAUCGAUAUCGGCCCAUCCCUACUGUUUAGUGUCCAGGGGUUGGUUGUAUAAAACUCUUAAUCACUUUUUUAAUCACUAUUUUGUAGUUAAAUAGUGAUUAACUCUCACAUACGGGCUUCGUAUUGGAUGACAUUUGCACUUAAUUAUAGUUAACUUUAAUCACUUUUUUAUACAACCAGCCCCUGACCAUAUCUUGAUAGACUAUGACUAAAUUGCAGAAAGAUGGCUGUGAUUAUUUUCAUACAUAUUAAUCAAUAUUAUUAUCAUUCAAAAGUUUCAAACUUGUUUCAAACUCGUUGCUGAAUUAUAUUGACCAAUCAGAAACGUUUGAUAUAUCUCCCAUUAACCAAUCAGGUCACAGGAUGUCAAAUCUGAACCAAAGAAAGAUUAUUGCACUCAAUAGAAUCGCAGUGGGCAGAAAUUUUAAAAGCGGAAAUAAAAUAACUUGUAUAGUAGAUUCUCUUCUUUAAGCAAAGAGAAACUGUUCAAUUAUUGUCAGGAAAAGAUAUUAACACUAACACUAACACUAACAGCAGCAAAAAGGUCACGAAAAAAUGCGAAACUUUUUUCGAUGGUAUUUAUUAUGUUUAUACUGAUGUAAAUAUUAUGUUUUUUUCACAGUUUCUCACAGGCACAGUCAUCACUUUGACUUUGUUGGCGGUUUUUUUGAAUGUAAUAAAAUAAUUAUUGGUUUCGGCUUAAGCACGAUAGGCAUAUAGCCAUAGGCGAGAAUAAUUUAGACCUCGGUCAAUGUUUCCACCUCAGCUUCGCUUCGGCAUUAUUGAUGUCAUGUAUAAGCCGACGCCAAUAUUAAUUGUUUAUUAUGUAAAUUGUUUAUAUAAGAUGAUUGCAUAUUACGAGGAUUCUCGAAAAACAAAUUGUGCGUGACUGUCAGACAUCCG
This is a messenger RNA of Paramuricea clavata, 4155 nucleotides long. The record is from the annotation of a GenBank genome assembly. Lineage: Eukaryota; Metazoa; Cnidaria; Anthozoa; Malacalcyonacea; Plexauridae.